This is a messenger RNA of Brienomyrus brachyistius, 4206 nucleotides long. RefSeq names its product E3 ubiquitin-protein ligase Midline-1-like. The record is from RefSeq and is a predicted model, not a curated record. The transcript is spliced from 10 exons. Lineage: Eukaryota; Metazoa; Chordata; Actinopteri; Osteoglossiformes; Mormyridae. Gene Ontology annotation, molecular function: zinc ion binding; protein binding. The coding region runs from base 789 to 2795 and encodes 668 amino acids.
AGCUGGGACUGGUACCAGCUCCUCGCUGCUGGCUCCCACUGGAGGCUGGAUAGACAGGGUUACCGGGAUCGCCAAACUCCGUCACCAGAAGCAACAGUGUACUCAGGACCCGGACGAUUAACUAUCUAUUCAGCAUUAACAAAUGAAGUGGCAGCUUAAUGAAAGUCAUACUUUCUCUAGCUGAAUUAUUUUAUUUUCCGCUCUGCUUACGGAUAAUGGGAUUUUAACCAUGCGGCAGAAGGAGACUUUGUGGGCUCGACAUUACUGGCCUACCAUACAGCACAUGCUAGAUGUUCAUCCACAGUCUAUGAAGAGAAUAAAUGCCAUGACUCAUGACUCAGCAAGCGCCUUCCCUGAACAUGACCAAGCUGUCACUAAGCUGCUACUUCAAAACAAUGUCAAACCUUCUAGAAAAAACAUACUUUUCUCAUAGUUCUUCCCCAUUAUCAUCUUUGUGACUGAGGCUGCAUGUCAGAAACCAGCAGUAAAUUAUAUAUUUAACACUGAAACUUCAGUAUUCAUUUUAAUCAGUUUGACAACAAGUUGUUUGCAGGAAGUCUGAACAUACACUACACUUGUAUUUUAUUUUCUACUCUGAGACAUAUAAGCUUAUAUUUAUUUAAAUCUGGCCAUCUUACUGAACGCCAUUCAGGUAAAUCAGCCCCCAUGACGUACCCACUCUGUGGGAUCUCCUGUCUGAUUGCGUUGAUUGCGUUUGAUCUGUGUUCUCAGAUAGCUGACCAGCUGCCCUGCAUUUCGCUGAUGAAGUCGCUGUCUUCCGCCUGAAGAUGGAAACGUUGGAGUCAGAGCUGACCUGCCCAAUCUGCCUGGAGCUCUUUGAGGACCCUCUGCUGCUGCCCUGCGCUCACAGCCUGUGUUUCAGCUGUGCCCAUCGCAUCCUGGCCUCCCACUGCACCUCCAGUGAGCCCGUGGAGUCCGUCCACGCCUUCCAGUGCCCCACCUGCCGGUAUGUCAUCACCCUCAACCAGAAGGGCCUCGAGGGACUGAAACGCAACGUCACCCUGCAGAACAUCAUCGACCGCUUCCAGAAGGCCUCCGUAAGUGGGCCCAAUUCCCCCAGCGAGACGCGACGUGAGCGCACCUUCGAGGACACCACCAUGACGUCGCCCGGUGAAACAGUGCAGUGCCAGUUCUGCGAGCAGGACCCACCGCAGGAUGCUGUCAAGACCUGCGUCACCUGCGAGGUGUCCUACUGCGAAGAGUGCCUGAAGGCUACGCAUCCCAACAAGAAGCCGUUCACCAGCCACCGGCUGAUCGAGCCCCUGCCCGACUCGCACCUGCGUGGCCUCCUGUGCCUCGAGCACGGGGAUGAGAAGGUGAACAUGUACUGUGUCACCGAUGAGCAGCUCAUCUGCGCCCUGUGCAAGCUGGUGGGGCGGCACCGCGACCACCAGGUGGCAGCACUCAGCGAGCGAUACGAGAAGCUGAAGCAAGCGCUGGACUCCAACCUCAGCAGUUUAAUCAAGAGGAACAAUGAACUUGAAAAUCUCAUGGGCAAGUUAAUCCAAACAUGCCAGAAUGUGGAGGUAAAUGCUUCAAGGCAGGAGAGCAAGCUGAUUGAAGAAUGUGAUGUUCUGAUUGACGUCAUUCAGCAGAGACGGCAAAUAAUUGGGGCAAAAAUCAAAGAAGGCAAGGUGGCAAGGCUGCGCAAACUGGCGCAGCAGAUCGCCGGCUGCAAGCAAUGCAUCGAGAGAUCCUCCUCACUCGUGGCUCAGGCAGACCAGACCCUCAAAGAGACUGACCACGCCCGCUUCCUGCAGACAGCCAGAAACAUCUCUGAGAGGGUAUCUGUGGCAAUGAUGUCGUCUCAGGGUCUGAUACCAGAAAUUAACCUGAAUGACACGUUUGAUACAUUUGCGUUGGACUUUUCCCGGGAGAAGAAGAUGCUGGAGUGUCUGGACUACCUUACUGCUCCGAAUCCUCCUGGAAUCCGGGAGGAGCUUUGCACUGCAUCAUAUGACACCAUCACAGUCCACUGGACGUCAGACGACGAGUUCAGCGUUGUCUCCUAUGAGCUUCAGUACACCAUUUUCACAGGACAGGCCAACAUCAUUAGCCUGUGCAGCUCUGCCGACAGCUGGAUGAUCGUGCCCAACAUCAAGCAGAAUCACUACACGGUGCACGGCCUGCAGAGCGGCACCAAGUACAUCUUCAUCGUCAAAGCCAUCAACCAGGCGGGCAGCCGCAGCAGUGAGCCGGGCACCCUGAAGACCAACAGUCAGCCCUUCAGAUUGGACCCUAAAUCGGCCCACAGAAAGCUGAGGGUUUCCCACGACAACCUGACAGUGGAGCGUGACGAGACGUCGUCCAAGAAGAGCCACGCGCAAGACCGCUUUUCCAGCCAAGGCAGCUAUGGGGUCUCCGGGAACGUGUACAUCGACAGCGGACGGCAUUACUGGGAGGCCCUGAUUGGUGGGAGCACAUGGUAUGCAGUGGGAAUCGCCUACAAAUCGGCUCCGAAGCACGAGUGGGUCGGCAAGAACUCGUCCUCCUGGGUCCUGUGCCGCUGUAAUAAUUCCUGGGUGGUGCGGCACAACGGGAAGGAGGUGGUGGUGGAGCCCUCGCCACACCUGCGCCGCGUGGGCGUGCUGCUGGACUACGAUGGCGGCUCACUGGCCUUCCACGAUGCCGUCAGCUCGCAGCUCCUCUACACCUUUGACAUUGCCUUUGCCCAGCCUGUCUGCCCUGUCUUUAACGUCUGGAACAAGUGCCUGACCGUGCUGAGUGGGCUGCCCAUCCCCGACCAUCUGGAGAACGUGGAUCUGGACAUUUAGGCGACACUCGGGGACAGGGGGAUUCCACGAGCGGUCAGGCCGUCUCGACUCAUCCGGUCAGAUUUGUAUUCCUGUGCUGUAUGAAUUUUAAACAGAAGCCAUGGUUUAAAGUAUUUUUACUUUAGCUUAUACUGGUAAAUAGCUAUAAAUUAUUUAUGAGGAAAAAACAGAUUAGAAAUACUGUACAUGUCUUCCUGCUUUGCACAUUCUUUACUGUGAUAUUUAUAUGUAGUGGACUUUGGGCUGAUGAAUGGUAUACAAUAUAGAGAUGAUUAUGUUUGUGCAAUCCUUUAGAUUUUACCUGAAGAGGUAACCAGCACUGUCACUGGGCUCACGUUCCUCCCAGAUAGCAAGAGAGGAGAUAAAAACGAAAUGACUCUGAUGUACAAGCCGGGAAGCAAAGUGAAAGGUCGGCUUCCUGUGGCGUGUGGAAUGGAGGUCUCCUCUUCUCAUCUCCUCUUCUCCUAGUUUGAGGAGGUGCAGUCCUCUCAUCUCCUCCUCUCCUGGUCUGAGGCGGUGCGAUCCUCUUACCACAGCGCCUCAAUCUCCUAUGCCAGCUUUUGUGUUGUGUUCACUGGGUGUGCUGUUGCCUUCUCUGUCUAACAUACAAAGAAAUAUACAUGCCUUUGCCUCUGGGGUUGUACUUCCUGGAUAUGUCUCAUGGAUGCUGAGAGACUUUCUACAAAUUGCUACAAAUCACAGCUAAAACAUGCUCCUAUGUAAUUUCCCUCCUCUGCUGCACAGACUAUGAAAACUUUGUUUUGCUUUUGUACAUUUGAUUUAAACCUUCCACCCUGUUUUUCCUUGAAACAGUGGCGGGACAAACAGAGACAUAUGCUAAAGAAAUACAUGGCUUUCUGACUGAUUACUAUAGUAAAUGCAGCUUUUUAGUGUACAGUUUCACCAAUAUUUGUGCAGUCUGUCUGUUGUCGUCAUUUUAGGAAGCCAUGGUGGACAGAACCACAGUACCGAGCCUCUGCUCUGCUUGUGCUACUUUGAUUUGUGUAAAACAUCAAAGUUAUGGAGGCCAAGGGGCUGUUCCUCUAGCCUCCGAUGGGACGUACAGUAACUGCAGAAAAACUUAUUUUGCAUUUGCGGUUCCUUUCCCUGUUUACGUUUGAUUUUUUAGGAAAAACUUGAAGUUUGGCUCACCUUAUUUUCACCGUCAUGUGGGCUAGGAGUUUCAGUAGAAAAAUAAUUGUAUUCACUGGACAUACCUUCACUGUGUGAAAAUGUGUAGGUUUCCCUGAAAAAGGAUUUACUUUGUCCUUUUUUACAUUCCACACUAGUGACAUGAUGACUUUAAAUCUUACGAAUGCAGCUAAAGAAUAAACAACUAAUUUGUCCACAUGCUUGGAUCACAUUGCAAGUAGGUUUUGUGAAAAUUAAAAUAAAAUGGUAUAUAAAACAC